AGGAUUCCCUUCACAGAGGAGUGGAUUUGGUUCAGCACACACAGGGACCUUUCAUGCUGCAUCAGUACAUCUGAUCAAGUUGAUAUAAGACUUCAAGUUUGAACAUAUUCUUUCUUACUGGGAUCAAGAUGAAGGAGGCAUGGUUUUCUUUCAUGAAUCAUUGAAGGUAAAGAAAGAGCAAGGGAGAAAAAACAGACUGGAAAUUACCUCGAACAUGGAGACAUUCCUGUUAGCAGGCAACUGAGGCAGACCGCGUUCAUAAUGUCGAUGAACAUAUUCCUGCUGCUCCUUAUCUGGGCUUUCAGGGUCACAGAGACAACGACAGACAUCUGGAGACAGUGCACAGAAUUAGUUCCCUUGGAUCUUCUGUCUUUUGUCCUUGAGAGGGACACAUCCAGAGUUGUCCCUGGGGUGCGUUUGAAGCAGUCAGCUGGACUGAGGGGGGUCCAGUUUCUCAGCCCGGAUACAUCUAUGAGCUUCCUUGCCUCCCAGCUCCUGGUGAACUGUGACCUUUUCCCCAAAGAGUUCUCCAUUGUUGUUACAGUAAAAGUACACCGCAUUGCACCCAAGAGAGAUGAGUACAUAUUUUCUCUGAUGGGACCAAAACAUGUGGAGAGCCCUGCACAGGAGAGGGAUGAUGUAUUGGAAAAUAAAAAUGAGAAAUUUAUUUCGGAAGAUGAGCGGCAGCCCAAUAGAAAGAAGAAAACCGAAAGUGAUGGGAAACCAGGAGAGAUCCUUCUUGGCCUGAAAUUAUCCCAGAAUGGCCUGACCUUUAUUUUUAAAAGUCACGGGAAAACAGCAGAGCACUGGAGCUUACAAGGUCUGCAUCUAUCUCCAAACCAGUGGCACACACUGGUUGUAGUUAUUGGCCCUAAACACAUGAAGCUGACAGUGGACUGCGGCUCACCAUUGGAAAUUGUUCCCUCGAGGCCUUUCCUCUCAGAUCUCAGCAUUCAGGGAUCCAGAUUCCACAUUGGCAGUCGGGGGAGAUGGAAGGGCUUGUUUUCAGGCCUGAUGCGACAACUGGUUCUCGUGCCAAACACGGAUGCCUCCCGUCAGAUCUGCCCGUCUUCUGACCCCCAGCUUACAGCUCUGUCAGUUCCCCCUCUGCUCUUAGACCUGCCUGUCAGAAAGAGGCAGAAUGACAGACAUACAACUUCCUCUGGAACUGCAGGACGACUGUUGGUGGGUUUGGAGAAGCCAUGCUCUACGUUGCUGCAAGGCCAGCUGUGGUUUAAUCCUCUCAAAAAAGGACUUUAUAUCUGUGAUGGAUCAGUGUGGAUCACUGUGUUGGAGGACCAUAAAAGACUGGACUAUGUUUUGGAGCAUCAGGACCUUAUCACCAGCUCUGAGACUCAUGAUGUGGAGGUGUUUCAGAUCCAGGGCGUGGGUCUUAUGGCUGCUAUGGCUCACAGAUCCUCAGCCUCUGGUUCAGCUGUGUAUCUCUGGACCCAAUUGGGUUUCAAGCUCUACCAGAACAUCAGCACUUAUGGAGCUCUGGCUUGGAAACAUUUCCAAAUAGGAAAGAAGGCUUAUCUUGUGGUGUCAAACUCUGGGACUGAAAAAAACAAAUCUUUAGAGAAAGAGUCUGAAUCGGACUCUUCUGUGAUUUAUAAAUGGAGCAGAAGAAGAAAACAGUUUGUGAAGUUCCAGACCCUGCAGACCUACUGCGCUCGAGACUGGGAGGCUUUUAACAUUAAUGACCAGACAUAUCUUGCUGUGGCCAAUCACAGAAAGGGAAACAAUAAUCACACCAUAAGCAGCGUGAUUUAUAAGUGGAACAGAUCAACAAAGUCUUUUGAGGCCCACCAGACGCUGAUCACUUUGGGAGCCUAUGACUGGGAGUUCUUCAAAGUUGGACCGUACCAUUUCCUAGUGGUGGCAAAUGCUUUUGAUGGAGUGUCCAUGUCUGUGGACUCUGUAAUCUAUGUUUGGAUCCAUGGAAGAUUCCAAGUGUUCCAGAGAAUCAAGACAUUCUGCGCCACAGACUGGGAAAUGUUCCAGAUUGGCAGCAGAGUAUUUCUGGUUGUAGCUAAUGGUCAGAGACUGGAGGGCAAUGGACCCGACCAGUACACCGUCAACUCAACCAUCUAUGAGCUCGACAUGAGUGGACAGCUAUUUGUUCGCUUCCAGGAUAUAGUUACCUACAGUGCUUUGGAUUGGGAGUUCUUCAGCCUCAGGGAAGAAUAUUUCUUGGUUGUUGCAAACUCAUAUAAUGGAGAAUCCUACUCUCUCAACAGCAUUCUUUACAGGUGGCAGGGAUAUGAAGGAUUUGUUCCUGUUCACUGGCUCCCAACGAUCGGAUGCAGUGACUGGGAGUUUUUCAGCUCUAAUGGAGAAUCCUUUCUGAUCUAUUCCAGUGCCACAGAGCCUUUCUCCAAAGUUUUCAAGCUCAGAACCUACUAAAACAGAGUGCAAAUGGCUUUGUGUUUUCAAUUACUUUAUGAUGUAUUGUGGUCAUGUAAAUGUUUUAAUAUAUCUUUGUAUAUACUGGAGAGUUUAUGUUUUAUAGACACAAUUUAUUUUCAAACAAUUUAA
Messenger RNA from Cyprinodon tularosa, 2538 nucleotides. Its product is annotated as thrombospondin-type laminin G domain and EAR repeat-containing protein-like. The record is from RefSeq and is a predicted model, not a curated record. Lineage: Eukaryota; Metazoa; Chordata; Actinopteri; Cyprinodontiformes; Cyprinodontidae. Gene Ontology annotation, biological process: signal transduction. The transcript has 15 exons. Bases 262 to 2406 code for a protein of 714 amino acids.